UGUUUUUUGAGUUGUUGGCGCCGGUUUUGUGAACUAUUUUUUAUCAACCGCUCAACUCAAUAAUCACAAUAUCAACAAUUAAAAAAGACCCUAUUCAAGGUCUUAUUCCAGUUAAAUAAUUAUGAUUCAAUAGUCUAAAUUGGUAAAAGAGUUCACCAACCAAGAUGACUUCCAUCAUCAAACUUCACUGCCUCUCGGGCGCUGGUGAUGAGUCUCCUCCAUGCUACGUGCUUCAGAUAGAUGAGUUUAAGUUCCUGCUGGACUGCGGUUGGGAUGAGAAAUUCGAUAUGGACUUCAUAAAGGAAUUGAAAAGACAUAUAAACAGCAUAGAUGCAGUGUUAAUCUCACACUCAGACCCGUUGCAUCUCGGUGCAUUACCAUAUGCAGUCGGAAAGCUCGGUCUCAACUGUCCGAUAUAUGCCACAUUGCCGAUCUACAAAAUGGGCCAAAUGUUCAUGUACGACUUGUACCAGGCACACAGGAAUGUGUCGGAGUUCGAUCUGUUUACAUUGGACGAUGUGGAUGCAGCGUUCGACAAGAUUGUACAGUUGAAGUAUAAUCAGAGUGUUGAUAUGAAAGGCAAAGGCUUAGGCCUCCGCAUCACUCCGCUCCCAGCCGGCCACUCCCUCGGUGGAACAGUCUGGCGUAUCGUAGCACCAGGCGAAGAGGACAUAGUGUACGCCCCCGACUUCAACCACAAGAAGGAACGGCACUUGAAUGGGUGCGAGAUAGAAAGACUGAUGAGACCGUCUCUGUUGCUGCUCGGAGCUAUGAACGCUGAUUAUGUGCAGCAAAGACGGAGGUUGAGGGAUGAAAAGCUUAUGACAACAAUCCUCACAACCCUCCGAGGAGGAGGCUGCGUGCUCGUCUGUACGGACACCGCGGGCCGAGUGUUAGAGCUGGCUCAUAUGUUGGAUCAGCUGUGGAGGAAUAAGGACUCCGGACUGGUUGCGUACUCACUGCUAUUGCUGUCCAAUGUCAGUUAUAACGUUGUGGAGUUCGCGAAAUCACAGAUCGAAUGGAUGAGCGACAAGCUAACGCGAGCAUUCGAGGGCGCGCGCUCCAACCCGUUCGCGUUACGUCACCUGCAGCUGUGCCACUCUGUGGGCGAGGUCACGAGGACCCCUGGCCCUAAGGUCGUGCUGGCUUCCUUCCCUGACUUAGAGGCGGGAUUUGCAAGAGACCUGUUCCUGCUAUGGGCACCGCAUCCGCAGAAUUCUAUUGUGCUGACCGCCAGGACAUCUCCCGGUACAUUGGCUCGGGAACUGAUCGAGAAAGGCGGCGACCGCGCCAUAGAGCUGGUGGUGCGGCGCCGCGUUAGACUCGAAGGCGCCGAACUAGAUGAGUUCCUACAGCAGCAGCGGCUGAAGCUCAACAACACCGUCAAGGAAGAAACGGCGGGCAUAUCUUCAGACUCUGAUUCCGACGGCGAGCUAGAGAUGUGGGUGGUAACCGGCCGCCACGAUAUCCCGGUGCGCCACGACGCGCGGCCGGCCGGCUGCUUCAAGACCAACAAACGCCACCACGCCAUGUAUCCCUUCCACGAGGAGCGCGCGCGCCACGACGACUACGGCGAGCUCAUCAAGGCCGAAGACUACAGACUAGCAGAAAUAGUAGAUGCCGAGGGAGAGAUCCGAGACGUCGCUCCCGCUCCCCCGCCGAAGCAAGAACCUGAAGAGGAGGUGACAGAAGUCCCUAGCAAAUGCGUGAGCGUAGUGCGCACAGUGACCGUGAAAGCCAGCGUGCAGUACAUCGAGCUGGAAGGCCGCUGCGACGGCGAGUCUUUACUAAGAUUAGUGGCGCACGCCAAGCCGAGGGCUAUUGUUGGCCUGAGAGCCAAUGAAACUGCCUUGAUGACGCUUAGUAAACACUGCCAGAAUGAAGGCAUAGAGAAGAUCUUCACUCCGAACCGUGGCGACAUCAUUGAUGCUACCACGGAGUCUCACAUCUACCAAGUGAAGCUCACCGACAGCCUGAUGAGCGACAUCGUGUGGCGCAAGGCGGGCGACGCCGAGCUGGCCUGGCUCUCCGCCACCGUCGCCGCGCGCCCGCACCAGAGGGAGACCGACGCUACCACAGAGGAUACGUCAAGCGACGUGGUGAUGUCUUUAGAGCCGUGCGCGGGCGCGGCGCACGCGGCGUCUUUCGUGAACUCGGUGCGGCUGUCGGAGCUGCGCGCGGCCGUCGCCAAGCUCGGGCUGUCGGCCGAGUUCAGCCAGGGCGCGCUCGAGUGCUGCAACGGCACGCUGGCCAUCAGACGCCUGGAGAACGGGCGCGUCGCGUUAGAAGGCGUGUUAUCGGAGGAAUACUACAAAGUGCGGGAGCUGCUAUACGACCAAUUCGCCAUCGUCUGAGGCGGGACCGACUGAAAUUGUUAUGUAAAUAGUAUUAAUUACGCGUAAGGAAUAAAAUUAUGAAUUCAAACUUUGUUUCUUGAAAUUACGGCUACUACUUUACGAGCCAGACCUUAUUUUGUGAAAGAAAAACUCGCUUCUCAAUUUCAUAAAAAUUGCUUUACUAUUCACCUACUUGCAGUCGCAAGAUGCCACGUGUAUUAGCGGUACGUGUUGCUUAAUUUUAUUGUUACCGUCUUGAUAGGUUAAAACUAAAUGAUUCAAAUGAAUAAUACAACAGUUUCACCAUUUUAUAAUUUAUUUCACAAUUUCCGGAACCACGUCACAAUUAAUAACAUUAUGUAAAUAAACAAGGUACGAACUUUAUUACAAAUAAGACAGGUAUUGUUGGAUCUCUACUUUGAUCUGAGAAGACUCUAAUAAAAUAAUUUUAAUAAUUACAUAUUCCAGUCGUAGUUUUCUUAAGUCUAAAUAGGGUAUUCUAUACCCAGAUUAGUUUUUCUUUAAAAAAUACGUUUGCAACGUGCGAUAUAAAUAAAUUUGGACCAAAAAAGAUGGCUGCCUAGCUGCCAUUUGUGAUGAUGCCGUAUCAAAAUCCGCGGAUAAAAACGGGCCGUGUUCCAUCCAAAUUUAUUCCGACCGCAGUAUUUUAAGAUAACAAAACCGUACAAAUACAGUAAUCGCAGAUCCAUAACGAACAAAACUUACACUACAUUCUGGCACAUCUCUGUACAACUAUCAUACCCUGAGACUACCACCGCACUUUACACAAAAUUAAAAACUUAUAAAUAUAGUAAAUAUUCUUAACAUAAGAAUAACUACAACAAAACCUUUAUAAAUAACUCACUGGAAUUAAGAUGUUUACAUACUAAUGUGAUUUUAUAUUUUAAUUAGCGGUACUUGGUCGCGUAUGCGUUCAUAAAAUACGUCAAUAUAAACAAUAAAAUAACACUUCACUUUUACAUGUUCAUUUCAUUAGGAUUCGGUGAAUGAUUUUAAAGAUCAGGUUUAGCAAGAUAAUAGACGUUACUGCCAUUUUUUUCUUCAAAUAUUCAUUUAGAUUUAGAGAUCAUAUAAAGAGUGUGCACUUGGCCGUUUCUUAAUUUAAAAUUUUCUAUCAAAUUAACAAACUGAAUGAUCUAUUGCAAUAUACCUCGGCAAGCGUGUGCAAAAGCAUUUGUAAACAAAAUUUUAAUAGCCUGUUUGUAAUGAAAAAUUAAAAAAUUUACAAAAUUCUAGUACCGCUUCUUACAUUAAGAUUUAUUACUAUUUCAUACUUCUUUCGCUGUCAUACGCAGCAACCGGUAACAGUUUUCGAGGUAUUCAUAGUUUAUAAUACUGUUCCACUAUUACAAACGUCUAAAUAUAUUUUAUAUACACAACUUUACAGUCAGGAUAUAAUUAUAUCAUUAAUAUUUAACAAUAUUGUAUAUUAUACAUUACCAUGUCAAUGAUUCCAAAAUAACUACGACUACAAAAACAAAGUAAAUAUAUCGAUAAAUCGAUAGUGGAACAGCUCUAUUAGAUAACAUCUAUAGAUAGUUAUAUUUUAAAUACAUAAAUCGGUAAUGUUAAAAUAAUUACUGACGUUGUACAUGAUUUCGAUUGGAAGAUAAAAUAAGCACCGAUUGUACUCAAGGUAUACCAAAUAAGUAAUUAUGAAAUAUUGUUCAAACAUUUACAACCAGCAUUGUAUGUAGUGGAAAUACGCGCUCCUUUAUUAAUUUUCUCUAAUAAACCAUACAUUUUCAAUCUAAUAUUACAGCUUAUAGCGCUUAACUAUGGAGGUUCCUGCGCUGACAUACGUGUGACGUAACAAAGCAGAAAUCUCACUGAAGUUUGACGCAACAAUUGACGUAACAAAAACAUCGCUCCAAAACCGCAGGUACCUAUUCAGUUAAACGCUAUAGCGCCUUUAGCGUAAAGUUACAAUUCAACCAGAAACAUUGUGUAGAACUAAAACACAAUUACAUAAGGUAAAUGCGCUACGCAAUUCGCCGAAUCAAAAGGGUACAGCCGGGGAAAUAAUGCCAGUGACUUAAAAACAAAUUGUCUACGCUAACGUGGUAAAAUAUUGUAUUCAUUCGAUUCAAUUUUACAUCCCUAAUGAUAUUUUUAAAAAUGGACACGACACAAUUUUGAAAUAAAUAAUUUAAAACCUAAACACUUCAAAGUGAACAAAGACAGUCAUUGUCAUUAUAUAAAUUUGAUUCAUCUAUCCAUUAAAACAUAACCCAUAUCGCGUUAUGAAUAUGUAUAAAACAUAUUUUGUUCUUACAACAGAGAAUCGCUCAUGUGUGUGUCUAGAAUCCUAGACAUAAAAAUAUAUCACCUACAAACAAUACUAUGUAACUUGACAAUAGUCAUCAUGCGCAGUCUAUACACAUACAAUCGCGAAUUAACACCUCAGGUUUUUUUCCUCGACCAAACUUAAUCUCUUAUAGCAGUAAAACUAGAUAUAUUUUUUAUAUUAUACAAAAAUAGUAACAAGUUUUGUACUUAAUCCGUCCAUCGUUUUGUACAUUAACGGCGCGGGACGCGAGUCGAAAACUAAACCAAAUCGACAGAAAUUUCGUUAUGAUUGAUUGCCCGCCUCUCACAGCCAUAAAUCUUGUAGAUUUGACGAUCGUAUUUUGAUAUAAAACAUAUUUUAUUUUAACUAUACUUAUCUUGAUCAUGAAACUUUAUUUAAACAUUCUUUGAACCUGUGAUGUAUCUACAUUCAUUGGUGUUCAUAACUCAAAAUACGACGACUAAUCCACCAAAUAAAUAACGUCAUGUACACACAAUUUGAAACCGCGUCUUUAAAUGCAGACAAAGUAUGGCAUUCUGUUGAUAUGUAAACAGCAUAUCGCGCCCCGGCGCUUAAAACAAAAUAAAAGUCGACGCUGUCACCACACAACCAGUCCGCUGAUUCGCUGAGCCGUCGGAUGGCUGGGCCAUGAUGCCGCCGAGCCAUUACAUGGCUCGGUCGAGGUCCAUCAUUCUUCACGCCCGUCGAUCGAAGGUACACGAUAGCAAUAAGGUAAGCGUUUAUAGAAGUUCAACGUCAAUCUCACAGACACCCACUCCUAAAUACUAUCAAACAUAAGUGACGGUCGCAUUCACAUUACACAUAGACAAUUCUUCAAUUAUUAUUAUAUUACUUAUAUUAUAACAUCCAUCACAGUCUACUUUUUACACCAUUUACUUACAUUUAAAGGGGAGAAUACACCCAGUGAUUAAUUUCUAAUCUAGUCCAUCAAUUCGUAACACUAAUCCCGAUACCGUUACCAUAAACAUUC
Ostrinia nubilalis (European corn borer) is the source of this 5638-nucleotide messenger RNA. RefSeq names its product probable cleavage and polyadenylation specificity factor subunit 2 (gene CPSF2). The record is from RefSeq and is a predicted model, not a curated record. Gene Ontology annotation, molecular function: RNA binding. NCBI's taxonomy places the organism in Eukaryota, Metazoa, Arthropoda, Insecta, Lepidoptera, Crambidae. Bases 165 to 2354 code for a protein of 729 amino acids. Gene Ontology annotation, cellular component: mRNA cleavage and polyadenylation specificity factor complex. Gene Ontology annotation, biological process: mRNA 3'-end processing by stem-loop binding and cleavage. The transcript is spliced from 13 exons.